Molecule: messenger RNA, 3470 nt
Organism: Nasonia vitripennis (jewel wasp)
Lineage: Eukaryota; Metazoa; Arthropoda; Insecta; Hymenoptera; Pteromalidae
Product: synergin gamma
Exons: 5
Coding region: 508-2760 (750 amino acids)
Cellular component (GO): clathrin coat of trans-Golgi network vesicle
Molecular function (GO): protein binding
Source: RefSeq, a predicted model, not a curated record
GUCUCUUCGUCGGCGGUUGUUUGUAGCGUGUAGUGGUGUAGUGUGAGUGUGAUGCUGCUGGCGUCUCAUAAACCGCGCAACUCUGAAGAUGUGAAAUAUUGGGAGGGAAAAAGGCGUCCCAGCCUAUUUAUUCCACUGACCACCGGCAUAUCGUGGCGCUGAAAUCAGUCUUAUGAUUGACAGCUGUGCACUAUAUGCAGGCAAGUGCGUCUGAUGGUGUGUGGGGGUGCGUGUGAUGUCAAGUCAACUAAAAAAUCGUCUGCCGUAUAGUGUAUUAACAGAAAUACGUCAUGUCUACUGCGUUUGCAUCCAGUUCUAGAAUUGUUUGAAUGAAAUCGUCAAGGUGUAACUAUGAGUACUACAGCGCUCGAAGAAAACUCGCGCAAUUAUCGAUCUAUUCGAAAAAUGAUUGGGAAACAGAUGAGGUGUAACCUCUUAUAACAAAUAUAGAUUGUUGAUAGAAUUUUCGAGUUUACAUUCUAUCCCAGAUUAAAUAACGUUUUUGCUAUGAGUAAGGCUUAUGUUAACAGUGACAAAAGAAUGUCACAGCUUCCUGGAUGGCUUUGGCCCAAUUCCAAUGUUUUGUCACCUCUGUACAAAAGAAUCUGGGAGGCUGUUCAAGAGGAUCGCCCCAAGCCAGGUGCAGUGCACAAUGAAGUACUCGUUGACACAAACAAGAUCUUCCCACUCUUACUUACAAGUCAACUGCCUACAGAGGUUCUUGGCUACAUCUGGAGUUUGGCAAAUCAGAAAUAUGCAGGACAAUUAACUGAGCAAGAAUUGUAUGUUGUUCUUGCGCUAGUUGCACUUGCUCAAGCAUCCUAUCCAUUUAAUAGCUUAGAAGUUUUGUACUAUAUACGUAUCCCACCUACUCCAAAUUUAAAUCUAUCACUUUUGGAUGCAAACACGGUGAAAAAUGAAACUAAAGUUCAUGUAUCUCCAUUUGAUUCGCCAUCUCUGAAUUCUGUUACAAACAAGAAGCAUGGAAAUUCAACUAGACCUUCUAGUAAGUCAAUGAAUUUACCUUCAAAUGCUGAUGGACUUACUUAUAAUCACAAUCACUCGGAUUCAAGGGAAGUAAAAUUUUCCUCUGGUCAUUCUUCUUCCUAUAAUGCUAAUACAGUUUACGUUGAUGGAAGACAAAAUUUCUAUAGCCAACCAGAAGUCAAACAUCAGUCUUCAUCGUACUCUGCUACAUCCACAGAUUCCAAUGAUGACUUUUCUGAUUUCCAAAGUGCUCCAAUCACAAAUGUUCCUACCAUUCCAAACAUUUGGGAUUCGAAACAAGGUUCUGCAAUUGGAAGUCGGCUGGCUAAUCAUAAUCUUGGUGUUAAGAAACUUAAUGAUAAAGUAAAGAAGACUGGUACUAGUAAGAGUAGCAAUAAUAAUCAAGCGCGUAACAUAACAGUAUCUAAUCCCUUAUCAAAUGGCAGAGAAAUUCAGUCAAAUGAACUCUUGACAGAUUUAUUUCCCAAAUGCAACUUAAAAAAUCAAUCCAAAACAUUCAUACUGAAAGAUACUGCAAUAAGAAAUAAUGAUUCUGUCGAAGUGGUUAAACCUGCUCCAAAAGACUUACAGUUACCAAGUCAUGCAGAAAAGAUAGUUAAAAUAAAUCCUUUGCCAAAACCAACAUAUUCCAAGAACAUUGACUCAGUUUAUGUUGCUCCAUUGAAGGAGUCAAAAGAUGAUGGACUUCAGCAGGAUUUAAUGAGUCUGCAACCCACUACUGAAGAUAAAUACAGUGCGCUUAGAGCACUAGUGGAAGAACCACCUGUAGUAUCGGUUCCAAAACCAGUUGUGGAGCCCAUGAGUGUCUCUCCACCAGUGGAUGAUUUUGGAGACUUUGUUUCGGCAGAGCAGCCAGAACCUGUACCUACAGUAACAGUAGAAAAUUCUAGUGCCCUAAAUUCCAUUGAUUUGCUGAGCGAUUUCGAUUUUAAUACAGAGAGUAUAAUUGGCACAAAUAGUAAGUCUAGUCCUUCAUUAAUUCAAGAAAUUUCAGAUGCUUUUAAUGCUCUUGCAUUUGAAGAAAACACAGAUAGGCCAAUUGAGGAAAAGUUUGAUGUAGUGUUUGAUACGGCAGAAAAAGUUGUUCAGAGAGAAGAUGCUUUGUCCAUAAAUAGCAUAGAGUUAGGUCCACCACCCUCUGGAGUCUUAACUCGUUCAGGAUCUGUACCAAGUUUAGAUCUGAAGUCAUUUUUACCUUCUAGUCAAGACGAUGAGCAACAAAUUGAAAAUAUGCAUCAAAUGAUUUACUGGGAAUGGAAGCAAUAUAUGGAGAGUUGUGUUUUACUUUUACAAGUUGCAGCUAAUAUAUUUACAAGUAUUACAUCUGAAAUCGUUUUGAGAGAAGUUUUAUCAUCUGCACAAGGAUAUAAUUUCCUUUGCAAUUUAGCAGAAGUGGCAGCUGUUUGUAGAAGAGUCAAUUUUUCUCAUAAAGAGAUGGACAUUAACAUAAUGGGUUUUGAUGAUUUGUUGAUGGAUAUAGAUAAGAUUUGGUCCGAAAUGGAACCAUUUUAUACAAAUAUUCCGAUUGUUACAGAGUUACCAGCUUGGCCUUUACAUCAUGGAGAUGGUCUUACUUGUGCUUUAUGCUUAACUAUUAUCACGAGUGGAAGAAUUACGUAUAAUGAUAAUAAUUACCAUGCUACUUGUGCAAAUUUGUGGUUGCACACAGUUAAUAGUAAUCUACCAGCUCUUCGAUAUCCAAUACCAUACAUACAAUCAAUUCCUAUUCCACAAAGUGCAAAUCAUACUUGAUUAUAUGCAAAUUGAAAAUCGGAAUUUAAGGUGUAGAUGUAUGAUUUUAUAAUGUUUGUCUAUGGAUUACUGCAAAUUAAUUUUUGCGCACAAGUUUAUACUUUGAUGAAAAAGAAUCUCUAUAGGUUGAAUAGGAACAAUAACACAAUUUUAUUAAUUUAUAUUUCUGUAUAGAAUUUAUUAUAUAGCUUAUAUAAUAUUCACAUAAGAGAUAAAGGUGAUUGUGAAUGAAAUGUUGCAUACAUUUGUUAUUGAUGUAAUUUUAACAAUACCAAGUCAAACUAUGUUUUGGGGUAUAUUUUAGAGCUCCUAUUUUUUUUACAUACAUAAUAGCAACCUGCAAAAUUACUUGGAAAUGUUAAGUAUAAAAAACUUAUUUAAUGUUAAUAUAAUAAAAAAUUAACGUUGACUUGUAUCUCGUGAUCUGUAUGUAAUUCCUCUGCUCUUCAUCUCUCUUAUGAUAUUAGCUGGCACCCGUCCUGACACUGAUAUUGCAUAAACACCUUUAGUAAAUCGACCUGAAAAAAAAGAGAAUAAUUUAGGAAUCUCACAUAUUUUACUAAGUGAAGUUUUCACAGUAUCCUAAACUUAUGUAUGUACAUACAUGAUUUGAGAAAAUUUUCAAUCGUAAAUUCAAAGGAUAUAUAUUAUGAACAUUAUAUUGUGUCUCGUUGAAUUAUAUAAUAAAACAUUCCGUUGUAAUUGUAAAA